AUGUCACGACCAAAUCCCAACCAAAAUGUUUCCUUCAAGGACGAUCUACCCCCCUCAAGACGCCAAAACAGUCAUCAAGAUCAGCCCCCUCGACCACCAGCCAAGAACCUCCCUUCUAAGAACUCUUUGACCACCACAGUGUCAGUCAAUUCAUCCGGAUACAACGCUGAGACGCUUGGCUAUGACGACAAUGGCUACAAUGAUGCUGGAGCGCUAAAUCCUCAAGGUUUUUCUGCAUCAAAUGGUGCAGACAUGAGAAGGAAGAAGAGUCUGGUUCGACCAGAGCGAGAGAGGAUUGAUCCCAACCACAGGCUUUGGCACUACCCUAAUAUCGUAGCCACUGGUAAUCAGCCAUACCUUCCUGGUCGAGGCGCCAAUCUUCGUCGUGGGAAAUCGCUGCUUGCAAGAGAUACCGACGAAACCGAUCACCAGUCCGGGCUCAACAUCUUUAAGCGAGGUGCAACAAUCAGGCGAAGAGCUUCUCAAGCGACUCCUCGACAACCUCCCUCCGGCACUCAGUCUAAUCGAGCGGGUGCUGGUAGCUCGCGAGAAUCGGAGGAGAAGCUUGGAUGCCUUGGUAAUUUCGCCCCUGGUCCCAAGGAUGCAUGGAUGGUUUACUGCUACCUGCUCACAUUCCUCGUCCCUGGAUUCGUUUUAAGAAACGUCUUCGGCAAACGAACACCGGAAGCUCAGAGAGCGUGGAGAGAGAAAAUGGGAAUAGUCGGUAUUGUCGCUGGUCUUAUGGCUAUCGUCGGUUUCGUCACCUUCGGUUUUACACAAACAGUUUGCGGCAACACUCAAUUGCGAAUUGCUGGUGGACAAGCCAAUAAUGGGUCUCUGGUCAUUAAUGGUUACGAUUACGAUCUCGCCAGCUGGCAUCACCCCGCCGCCGGUACCACUUUCAACGGUACUACGAGUCCCUUGUAUAUGGAUCAAUACAUGGCUGGUGGCAAAGACGCUAGUUUUUUGUUCCAAAAAGUAAAUCAACAUUGUCUUGGUAUCAUCACUCCUGCUACUGAGACCGGCAUCACCCAUUCAGGCAAUAAUAUGGCUUGGUAUUUGCCUUGCAACCUACAUGACCAGAACGGCACUUCGGGAGCCAAUCUCACAGGAUAUUCGGAUUCGCUCAAUUGCCAUACCAGCGACGCAGCUAGAUCAUCAUUCCAAGCCAGAGUCCCGACAGCGGAGAUCUACUACACUUGGAACAGAGUGAAAGAUGAGUCCAGGAAUUUGGCAGUAUACAAAUCCGUUGUUGUCGACAUGAAUCUCCUGCAAUGGCUCGACAACACGCAAGUCAGUUACCCUGCCUUCUUUGAUACCAUCAAAUCGAGAAAUGAGACUUUUGCUGGAAAGGAUAUCACCGCCUUCAUUCAAAGAAAUGGUUUAGAACAAUACGCUCAAUGCAUGUCGGACAUCAUUCAAGUUGGUUUUGUGGACAGUAUCUCAAUCGGAUGUGUGGCUUCGGAUAUCGUGCUAUAUGUCUCUUUAGUAUUUAUCCUGGGUGCUGUCGGUAUCAAAUUCGGUAUGGCGGUGGUUUUCGGAUGGUUCUUGAGUUGGAGAUUGGGGAAUUUCGAAGGCGAAAGUUAUCAACAGAGGAUGAAACGAGCAGCGGAGAUUGAGAAUUGGACAGAUGACAUCUACAAAGCUGCUCCAGGUUACCUGCGACCCAAUGCUGCUAACAAGAACGGUACUGGAGGGAACUCAAGGAAGACAGUGUUUUUACCGACCACUUCAAGAUUUAGUCGAGCCGAGCCUAUGUUGGUAUCUUCUUCAAGACCUUCAACCGCUUACGGGAUGGCUGCAGACUCACGACGCCAAGCUGCAAGCGUAUAUGGUGGAAAAUUGGCCCCGGGUAUGCACACGACCCCCCCUGGAUCUCCGAUGCUGCGAAAUUCCAGGAGUUCCACUUCCCUCCCAUUCAGGGAUGAAUCUCAUCAAUCUUUAUCAGAUCAGUCAACAAACAACCCAAGCAAUUGUCCUUUUCCUCUCGGUAAUGUCGUUCCACAACCCUCCCCUGAUUUCGAACCAUUCAGGUUCCCGUUGGUGCAUUCCAUAUGUUUGGUCACCGCAUAUUCCGAGUCAAUUGAAGGUCUAAGAACGACUCUCGACUCCCUUGCGACAACCGAUUAUCCAAAUUCACACAAACUCAUUUUGGUCAUUUGCGAUGGUAUGGUGAGAGGCUCAGGCUCGAAGCAAUACACUCCCGAUAUUGUGCUUGGAAUGAUGAAGGAGCUCAUCGUACCAGCAGAAGAGGUUGAAGCGCAUUCUUACGUUGCCAUAGCGGAUGGUCACAAAAGGCACAACAUGGCAAAGGUUUACUCGGGAUUUUAUGAUUACGACUCGGAAACGGUGGAGCCUUCCAAGCAACAACGAGUACCGAUGGUCCUUGUAGCAAAGACCGGUAAUCCACUAGAAGCGAACGAUGCUAAACCUGGAAACCGAGGAAAACGAGAUUCGCAGAUCGUUCUGAUGAGUUUCUUGCAAAAGGUUAUGUUCGAUGAAAGGAUGACGACAUUCGAGUACGAGUUCUUCAAUUCGAUUUGGCGAUGCACCGGCAUCCCGCCUGAUAGGUAUGAGACGGUAUUAUGUGUGGACGCGGACACCAAAGUCUUCCCCGAUUCUCUUACGAGAAUGAACGCUUGUAUGGUGAAUGAUCAUGAGAUCAUGGGGUUAUGUGGAGAGACAAAGAUAGCUAAUAAAUCGGAAACAUGGGUGACAAUGAUUCAAGCGUUCGAAUCCGUCUUUGGAGGUGUCACUUGUCUUCCCGGUUGUUUCAGUAUGUACCGGAUCAAAGCACCGAAAGGCGAUAGAGGAUAUUGGGUUCCGAUUCUUGCCAAUCCCGAUAUUUGCGAGCACUAUUCGGAGAAUGUUGUUGAUACCCUUCACAAGAAAAAUUUACUGCUCCUUGGAGAGGAUCGAUAUCUGUCAACCCUCAUGCUCAAGACGUUCCCGAAAAGGAAAAUGGUAUUCUGUCCUCAAGCGGUUUGCAAGACCAUCGUACCUGAUACUUUUAGGAUUCUACUCUCGCAGCGUCGUAGAUGGAUCAACUCGACGGUCCACAACUUAUUCGAGCUCAUGUUGGUCCGAGAUCUCUGCGGAACUUUCUGCUUUUCCAUGCAAUUUGUCGUCUUUAUGGAUCUCAUAGGUACUUUGGUUUUACCUGCGGCAAUCAGUUUCACCUUGUAUAUCAUUAUCAUCGCAAUCAUCCCGGAAUCAGUAACUCAUAUGCCCCGACCUACCGUCUCGCUCAUUCUCCUUGCCUUUAUCUUGGGUCUUCCUGGUGUGUUGAUCGUCAUCACAUCAAGGAAGGUGGCCUAUGUGGGCUGGAUGCUCAUGUAUCUGCUCUCGCUCCCGAUUUGGAAUCUGGUUUUACCCGGUUACGCUUAUUGGCAUAUGGAUGACUUCUCUUGGGGAGAAACGCGAAAGAUCGCAGGAGAAACUAAAGAAGCAUCCCAUGGAGAUAAGGAAGGAACGUUCGAUUCAUCUCAUAUAGUUAUGAAACGAUGGGUUGAGUUCGAGCGGGAGAGAAGAUGGAGGAACGGAACGGAGUCGAGGGACUCGAGGUAUUAUGAUGUAGUACAGAGAGCAAAUUCUCCCAAGGGAUACUCAGUCGUCUCCACAAGCGAAACUUUCAACAGCGGAUUCGGUACAAACGAGAUUGGUACAACGGAGAACAAUCCUCUAUUCCGUCAAUCACAAAGCUUUGGUUCCAUGAGUCAAAUGGUUCCCAGUCCCGAAACUCAUUCAGCUAGUAUGUCUCAGCUAGCUUUGCCACCAGCACGAGGUGUCUCUUUAAAUCAAGAUCGAUCCUCUGGUUCUGCUGAGUCCAGUGGUUCCAAUACGCUGGAACGGGGCAACAGCGACGAUCCCAGUUAUGGUCACGGUUAUCAGUCGUAUCCCAAUGAAUCAUAUCAAGACGAUGCCGAGCAGCCAAUCUUACCACCAAACUAUCUCCCUCAAGCAAGGACUCCAGAACCAGCUAAUUUCUCAAAUGUCAUUUACGCUGAGCCCGAACGAUCUCGCCGACCUUCUCAACGAGGUGUGUCACUUGUAGACACUGGACCUGUCCGUCAGGUUGCACCCCACGAUCCUGUCCGAAGGGUAUCAAGGCAUCAAAGAAGAAGUUCAUCGAGAAAUCAACUUGUCAGCCCCAUCUCUUCGGCAAGCGGUCAUGGAAACCUCCCUCCAGGUGCUGCACCGCCUUCUUAUUAA
Kwoniella shivajii is the source of this 4212-nucleotide messenger RNA. RefSeq lists its product as uncharacterized. The transcript is spliced from 6 exons. The record is from RefSeq and is a predicted model, not a curated record. Lineage: Eukaryota; Fungi; Basidiomycota; Tremellomycetes; Tremellales; Cryptococcaceae. Gene Ontology annotation, cellular component: cell periphery; cell septum. Bases 1 to 4212 code for a protein of 1403 amino acids. Gene Ontology annotation, molecular function: chitin synthase activity.